UAAUGCUCAAAUGUAAGGUCUCACUCUUUCAGCUGAUUGAAAAAACUCUUAUCCCCACAGUAUCCAUCUCAGAGACGACAGCAUCCAUGGCCCUCUGGAAAACAGCAGUAGUUGUGGUGUUGCUGGCCUGUGUGUCCUGGCCACGGGGAGCCACGGAGGACCUCCGCAGCUUCAAGGACCACCUCAAGGACUGUCGGGUGGACAAGGACUUCCAGGAGAUUCUGCACAUCAGUGAGACGGGCCUUCCCCCUACCCAGACCCCUCGGCAUGUGGUCAUCGUGGGCGCCGGCAUGGCCGGCCUGACCGCUGCCCAACUGCUGCAGGGCGCGGGACACCAGGUGACGCUGCUAGAGGCUAGCGGGAGGGUGGGGGGAAGGGUGGAGACCUACAGACACCCGACAGACGGCUGGUAUGCUGACCUGGGAGCCAUGAGGAUCCCGAGCUCCCACCAGAUUGUGCGUUCCUGCGCCCAGCGGCUGAAUGUGAGUUUGAGUACGUUUGUGAUGGAUGACCCCAACACCUUCUACCUUGUCAACGGGCAGCUUGUGAAGACCUCCAUGGCAGACAAAAACCCCGCCCUCCUCAAAUACAACACCACCCAAAAGCUGUCGGCAGACCAGCUGCUGGAUCAGGCCUUGCAGACGGUAAAAGACGCAGUGAAAAAUAAAGGAUGUGGGUUUGCCCUUAAGAAUUAUGACCAGUAUUCUGUCCAGGGUUAUUUGGAAGAAGUGGCUAACCUGAGUUCUGAGGAGGUGAGGAUGAUAGGAGACCUGCUAAAUGAGAACUGCAUGAUGUACACUGGCCUGACUGAGAUGCUCUACGACCAAGCAGAUGUCAACGACCACACUGAUUAUUUCGAGGUGGUGGAUGGCUCAGAUCGUCUCCCACAAGCCUUGCAUCGCGUCCUGCUUAACCCCGCCCAGCUGAACUCCAAGGUCAAACAAAUCACCCAGUCAGACACUGGCGUCGAUGUAUACUACCAGAAGGGUAAAGAAUCAGACUGGACCAAGGUGUCUGCGGAGGCAGUCCUCGUCACGACCACAGCCAAGGCGGCCCGCUUCAUAGACUUUGUCCCGCCUCUCACCAACAGUAAGAGGCACGCACUGAGAAGCGUUCACUACGCCAGCUCCACCAAGAUCAUCCUCUCCUUCAGCAAAAAGUUCUGGGAGGCUGAUGGCAUCAAGGGGGGGAAGAGCAUCACAGACCGCCCCUCUCGCUUCAUCUACUACCCCAGCCACAGCUUCCCUAAGAACCCGGACGUCGGCGUGCUGCUGGCCUCCUACACCUGGUCCGACGAUUCUCUGCUCUUCCAGGGCCUGGGGGAUGAGGAGCUGAAGGAGGUGGCCCUGAACGACCUGGCGCUGAUCCACGGGGAGAAGGUCCGGGACCUGUGCACGGGGGUGGUGGUGAAGAAGUGGACCUCCGACCCCUACAGCCUGGGAGGCCUCGCCAUCCUCAAUCCCUACCAGUAUCCCGAGAUCGCCUUGGAGCUCUUCCAGUCCCAGGGCAGAGUUCAUUUCGCCGGGGAACACACCGACUUCACUCACGCCUGGAUUGAAACAGCCAUGAAGACGGCCAUCCGAGCUGCCAAGAACAUCCACACACAGCUUCAAGACAGCUUCAAGUCCACCGCUAAAGUAGAGCUCUAACGCCAACACCCAGCUACAAGUCCAUCACUAGAGAGCUCUAACCCCAACACCCAGCUACAAGUCCACCACUAGAGAGCUCUAACCCCAACACCCAGCUACAAGUCCACCACGAGAGAGCUCUAACCCCAACAUCCAGCUACAAGUCAACCACUAGAGAGCUCUAACCCCAACACCCAGCUACAAGUCCACCACUAGAGAGCUCUAACCCCAACACCCAGCUACAAGUCCACCACUAGAGAGCUCUAACCCCAACACCCAGCUACAAGUCCACCACCAGAGGAGAGCUCUAACCCCAACACCAAGCUACAAGUCCACCACUAGAGAGCUCUAACCCCAACACCCAGCUACAAGUCCACCACUAGAGAGCUCUAACCCCAACACCCAAUUACAAGUCCACCACUAGAGAGCUCUAACCCAAACACCCAGCUACAAGUCCACCACUAGAAGACUUGAUUUGCAGUGAUUUGUUAUUAAUCGAAUUUUGAAUCAUGAGAAAAUAGUAUCUUCCUGCUCGCAGUGCUAGCUCUUUAUUUGCAUGUGUUAGCAUUGAACAAAUCUCAAACUAAAUUUGUAUCUGCUGUGAACUCUAAAUGUAAUGAGAAUCGAACCAAUCUGAGCCACCUGCAAAAAGGCAAUAGCCUAGCUAUGCACAUAUUACAUUCCCUUUCCUGUUCCUGAACAUAAUAAGAAACGGCCAAUGUGACAAAGCACUCAACACUUCAAUUAAACAUAAUGAUGUUUAAUUGAACCACAAAAGUUGUGCUUGGUUAUUUUCAAAAUGACCAAACGUUUCUUGUUAUCAAAACUAUCAAAACUGCUCCUGCCAAAUUCCUUUCACAUUCCAACAGAUGAUGUAUAAUUUAACCAGCCUCUACUCCAUGGUGAAUACAGUACUCUGAAUCAACAGACUCCAUAUUUAAUACCAGUCUCCAUAUUUAACUUUUUAAUACAAGUGUUAAACAAUAUAGCGAAUGGCAGUUGGUGGAUGAGGGGAAUUAUGAUGUGCAUGGAUGUGGAUGUGGAUAUGCAUUCUUUAAUACCUCCAUGUUUUG
Molecule: messenger RNA, 2701 nt
Organism: Gadus morhua (Atlantic cod)
Lineage: Eukaryota; Metazoa; Chordata; Actinopteri; Gadiformes; Gadidae
Product: L-amino-acid oxidase-like
Exons: 7
Coding region: 3-1649 (548 amino acids)
Biological process (GO): amino acid catabolic process
Molecular function (GO): L-amino-acid oxidase activity
Source: RefSeq, a predicted model, not a curated record